This is a messenger RNA of Haliotis rufescens (red abalone), 5849 nucleotides long. RefSeq lists its product as uncharacterized. The record is from RefSeq and is a predicted model, not a curated record. Gene Ontology annotation, molecular function: protein binding. Lineage: Eukaryota; Metazoa; Mollusca; Gastropoda; Lepetellida; Haliotidae. The coding region runs from base 317 to 4954 and encodes 1545 amino acids. The transcript has 5 exons.
CAACGACAACAAGCGAAGGAUGCGAGAAACAGUCUACGCUAGUGCUGUGCAGGAGCUUCCUUUCGCUUUGUGAAUACAAGGUAGCGCCGGGAACGAGGCAUUGCUGUGAGAAGCUGGGAUAUACAAAUAUAUUUAGCAGUGUGUUUUUCUAAAUGCAACGUGUCUUGACAGAGUGCGGAUCUCGUCCAGGCAUAUCUCCAUGAUACAACACAGUAAGAUGAUGAUGAGUUACAUGCCGACUUAGAUUGAAGACACUGAUGAAAAACAAGAAACAGUGAAGAAGGUUCAAAGACUGAAUCAGAACGAUCAAGGCCAGAUGGAUGAUAGUGACACAGAGUGUGGAGGAUGUACACCAGCAGUGUGCCCUGGGAGUCAAAAUGACGGGGACACGUCAUCAGGCGGGGAAAACAUGGAGCUUGCAGGUAUUCCCAUGGACAACCCUCAAGGAACAACUGAAGGAGCAGGCAGUACUCCGGAGGAUGCAGAAAGAAAAGAUGGUGAUGAAGAGAGUACUGACGAAUUCUUGUUUGAUGACAUCACAGAUGAGGAAGAGGGGGAAGGAAUAGAAGACUUGUCACAGCUUGGAGCAGGUACUGUAGCCGUCAAACUCCAGACUGUUCAACAAGAGUCAUACCAACUUGUAGAGAAAGAUACUACGACAUUAGCACAACACAUUGUGGGAUGUUGUCAACAACCACAGGCAGAAAUAGCGUCAACACCACAGCAGGGGACACAACUCCAACCAGCUUCAGAUGGUGAUGUUGAUCAGACAACAAGCCAGGCACAACUGUCCUCAACUACAUCUUGUGUAGUUCCUAACACAACCAGUCUACAGGACCCGCCAACGGCAGCCCUGACACCAGCGUCCACAUCAUCCCUUCUACCCAGAAUACCAGGAUCUGUUGUAUCAGAGAUACAGUCGUCCGGGCUACCUGUGGUACCAGUGACUGGUGAUUCUUCUGUAGUCGCCCAGUACAACCUUAUCGAAGUACGGCAGCAGUUUGGAGAUGUGACAGUCCAGGGCGCCAAGAAUCUGAACAUUGGCGGAACGCAGAACAUUGGUACACCUCAGACCAACCCAGAGGAAGAGGAGAAGCCACUGACUGCUGCACAGAAGAUCAGGAAAAGAACGGAAUCUAGGAUUCAGUCAAUGACUAAAGACAUGGUGGAGACAGAAGCCCUCCAGAUAGUGACGGAGAAGCUGGACAGAGGAGCAACGUGGGUGACAAUUAAAGGAAGGCCAGGAGAGGGGAAGUCUACAAUAGCCUACAUGGCCCUCAAAGAUCAGCACACUCAGGGGAGACAAGUGUAUCAGGUGGUGUCACCAGAAGAGUUCAAUGAGGUCAUAACGGCCAGCACAAACCCUGUCAUUAUGUUAGAUGACAUAUUUGGUGAUCUAGAAUUUGAUGUAGCAGAAUGGGCCAAGUGGAGGCCAAGUCUACGACCUUUUGUGGAUAUGAAGGAUACAGACAAAACCACUGAAAAAGACUCUAUAGAUAAAUCCACUAAAAGCAAAAAAGAGAGAACAAAGGAUGAGCAAACAAUUCUAAAGAGAACAGCACCAAACAAAGGCAAAACGAUCAUUAUCCUCAUAGGCCGUGACUAUGUGCUGAAAUCCUCACUGGCAGACUUGGGAAGGGUGGCAGAUUACAUAUCUAGUCCCCAGUAUAUGGUGGAAGUUUCCUCACAGAGAGACUCUAAUGAACGAAGGAAGAUAUGGCAUGUUCAUGCCAAAACAAAAAACAUAGACUUUGAUGAGUCAACCGUGUCUCGGAUAUGUCAAACUGACUGUCCACACGGCUUUCCCCACGUGUGUAAAAUGUUUGUCACAACAUAUGAAAAGGAUCAGACUCAGCUUCCAGUAGAUAAGUUUUUUCAAGCGCCUCUAGCAUUCCUCAAACAGACCCUAGAUAAAUUCCUUAAAGAUGAGAUAAAGAUUUCCCUGUUCAAGGCUAUGAUUAAAAGUGAUGGAAAGAUUAGUGGACAAGAGUUGGAAGAGGAGGAUGCCCAUGGAUACAAAUACAUAACAGCUGCUGAUGAUUUAGUUGGAUCUUACCUCAAGAAGGAAGAUGACACAUACAUGUUUGACCAUCCCUCUCUAUAUGACUGUGUCGCUUUAAUUCUCAGUACAAAACAAUCAAAGUUUGUCAUCGAUUUUUGUAGUUUGUCAUUCAUCCAUCAGCGACUUCGUCUUAAAGCCUCCACAAGACCAGGGGAAAACGUUCCUGGUGAGACAGAUCUUGUUGCAAACAUCUCAUGGAACUAUGCUAAACAUCUAGCAAGAAGAUUUGCAACUGAAAUUUCAAGGAGCAAUUUGUUGCAUGUCUUAUCGCACCAGGCAUGUUGUAAUCCAGAGUUUAUUGACUUGCUAAUGGUCUGCCUGAAGACACAGUGUCACAUGUCUGUUUCUGAUAUUCUCAAACUAGCUGAUAACUCUUCAAAACAGACAUUUUGUGAAUUAAUUUCUAGCAGCAAGUCACAUCAUCUCAUCAAAUUUAUUAUUGAGAAAGAACACAGAACAUUCAGCCAGCGUGAACUGAGAUACAUUUUACUUGGGGUGUGCAUGAAUGCUGCUUGCAGUGUACUGACCUAUAUCAGUGAACACCAUCAGCUUGAGAUAGAUGCUAGAUAUGUUUGGGGAUGGAAAACACCGCUUAUGUUAGCAGCAGAAACCAAAGACACUGUGUUCGUUAAUCAAAUUCUGGCCCUUAAGCCUAACCUGAAUGCAAGAGACAAUCACGGUCAAACUGUCCUUCAAUACCUUUGCGCAUAUGGCCUUACAUCAGCUGUGAAACAUGCAAUUAACAUGGGCGUGGAUGUUAAUGAGCAGAAUGUACCAUUGUUUGGUCCUUACCCGCAAACCCCUCUAUAUCGUGCCAUAACAAAUGGUCAUGUUGAGGUGGUGGGACUGCUGCUGCAAAAAGGAUGUGAUAUAGAUAAACAGAGAGGUCUUAAAUGUGCAUUGAAGAGCCAGAACACGCAUAUGACGCGUUUUCUUUUAGACAGAGGAGCACAGGUUGGUGGUGAUGCUUUGCACACUGCUUGUCUGUUGAACAAUUUGUCUAUCAUCAAGAUGUUGUUUGAGGAGGGUGCUAAAGUUGACAUGAUUUCAUCUGCAGGGGAUACUCCUCUUCACGGUGCAUGUGACCCUAAUGUUGUCUCGUUUUUGUUGGAGAACGGAGCUAACGUGAAUGUCAUGAAUAAAAGGGGUGAGACACCACUUCAUGGAGCAGCAAGGAAUGGAUAUACAGAGUGUGUUGAUCUGUUACUGAAGGCUGGAGCUAAUGUGAAUGUACAGAAUAAUGCAGGUGACACACCACUUCAUAACGCAGCAGCAGCAGCAGAAGGCUUGGGAUCUGCAGGGUGUGUUAAUGUGUUACUGAAGGCUGGAGCUAAUGUGAAUUUACAGAACAAAACAGGUGAUACACCACUUCAAAAAGCAGCAGCAAGGAAUAGAUCUACAGAGUGUGUGGAUGUGUUACUGAAGGCUGGAGCUUAUGUGAAUGUACAAAACAAUAUAGGUGUCACACCACUUCAUACAGCAGCAGGAAAGGCAUGGUAUGGAUUUAUAGGGUGUGUUGAUGCGUUACUGAAGGCUGGAGCUAAUGUGAAUGUACAGACCAAAACAGGGUACACACCACUUUAUGCAGCAGCAGCAACGGCAGCAAUAAAUGGAUCUACACAGUGUGUUGAGGUGUUACUGAAGGCUGGAGCUAAUGUGAAUGUACAGAACAAUACAAGUGAAACACCACUUUAUGCAGCAGCAUGGUGUGGAUAUACAGCGUGUGUUGAUGUGUUACUGAAGGCUGGAGCUGAUGUGAAUGUACAGAAUAAUACAGGUGACACACCACUUCAUAAAGUAGUAGCAGUAGUAGCAACAAGGGGUGGAUCUACAGAGUGUGUUGAUGUGUUACUGAAGGCUGGAGCUAAUGUGAAUGUACAGAAUAAUACAGGUGACACACCACUUCAUAAAGCAGUAGCAGUAGUAGCAGCAAGUGUUGGAUCUACAGAGUGUGUUGAUGUGUUACUGAAGGCUGGAGCAAAUAUGAAUGUAAAGAAUAAUACAGGUGACACACCACUUCAUAAAGCAGUAGCAGCAGGAGCAGCAGCAUGGAAUGGAUCUAUAGAGUGUGUUGAUGUGUUACUGAAGGCUGGACCUGAUGUGAAUGUCCAGAAUAAUGCAGGUGACACACCACUUCAUAAAGCAGCAGCAGCAACAAGGGAUCGAUCUGCAGAGUGUGUUGAUGUGUUACUGAAGGCUGGAGCUGAUACGAAUGUACAGAAUAAUACAGGUGACACACCACUUCAUACAGCAGCAGUGGCAGCAGCGAGAUAUGGAUCUACAGGGAGUGUUGAUGCGUUACUAAAGGCUGGAGCUUCUGUGAAUGUACAGAACAAUACAGGUGACACACCACUUCAUAAAGCAGCAUGGUAUGGAUCAACAGAGUGUGUUGGUGCGUUACUGAAGGCUGGAGCUAUUGUGAAUGCACAGAACAAUACAGGUGACACACCACUUCAUACAGCAGCAGCAGCAGCAGCAGCAGGGGAUGGAUCUACAGGGAGUAUUGAUGCGUUACUGAAGGCUGGAGCUUAUGUGAAUGUACAGAAUAAUACAGGGAACACACCACUUCAUAAAGCAGCAGGAGCAGCAAGGUAUGGAUCUACUGGGAGUGUUGAUGUGUUACUGAAGGCUGGAGCUUAUGUGAAUGUACAGAACAAUACAGGUGACACACCACUUCAUAAAGCAGCAUGGCAUGGGUCAACAGAGAGGGUUGGUGCGUUACUGAAGGCUGGAGCUAGUGUAAAUGUACAGAACAAUAUAGGUGACACACCACUCCAUGCAGCAGCAGCAGCAGAAGGGUGGAGAUCUACAGAGUGUGUUAAUGUGUUACUGACAGCUGGAGCUGAUGUGAAUGUACAGAACAAUACAGGUGACACACCAGUAUUUCAUUGACCAGGUCAUCCAAAACCUUAUCAGAGAUAUGCCACUGUUAUUAGAAAUAAAUGGUAAUAAUAUAUAUAAUCCCAGUGUCAUUGCUGAGAGAAGGUUAUGGAUGUCGGACAGUUUGUGAUAUUAGCAAGCUCUUCUCCCUUAAUCCUUUGUACCACUUCGUUACUGUUGGUGUGAGGGUUUUAUGUCGUUGAUGGAUGUUUUUUUUGGGUUUAACACCGCACUCAGCAAUAUCCAUGCUGUUUGAUGGCUGUCUGUAAACAUUAUAGUGAUUGACACAUUAUAGUGAUUGACAUCAUGAGCAUCGAUCUUUGCAAUGGGCGAUCUUGUUCAAUUCAUCUUCCUUUCACUCACCCGGCUGGUGCACUGACUUGGACGGUCCAACCUUAAACUGACGGCGCAUGUGGUACGAGCGGUACAUUCCACGUCGCUUUGUUGAUGGUUUGCAAUCGGUACUGAAAGUGAUUGCCUUUGAUGUUUGAAUAUCACACUUUUAGAAAUGAAGUAGAUUUUCAUUGUAUAUAUACCCAUAUCUAUGUUGUAGUAUCGCCAAUCACGCUACAUCAUAUGCAUGCAUUUCAGUACAGUGGUAAGGCGAUGGGGUACGCGAAAUGUGAAGGUCUUAUGAAACGUAAAGUUACAAGUUGCCUAAAUGUUGUGAAUUUCGACAGCAACACAUGUAAGUAUUUGUCAGGUAUAUAAGUGAGAGAAGUGUGAAAUGUUUUCAAGAAAUUGCAAAAGAAAAUAGGCAGUGACAAAUAAUGGCAUCAGCUAGAUAGCACAAUACAAUGUUCAAUAUAAAACAAAUGAAAAUCACUUAAAUCGAUCUUGAUAUUUAAGGGUUAGUUAGGGCCAAAAAGAGUUUAUAACUUGGACACAUUUAAGAUCCCCACGGUAU